Messenger RNA from Maniola jurtina (meadow brown), 1398 nucleotides. Its product is annotated as protein FAM177A1-like. The transcript is spliced from 2 exons. NCBI's taxonomy places the organism in Eukaryota, Metazoa, Arthropoda, Insecta, Lepidoptera, Nymphalidae. The record is from RefSeq and is a predicted model, not a curated record. The coding region runs from base 170 to 589 and encodes 139 amino acids.
CUUUGGUAAUCUUUUGCUUUUGGAAAUUUGUCAUGGAUGUUUAUUGUUUACGAUUUAUUUAUGUACCUAGGUACUUUAUUAUUUCAGUCAAGGAUAACAAUAUUAUAGGAUUUUAAUAGAAGUUUGAAGGAAUUUUAGUUAAAUUGUAGUGUAACACAAAUUGAAAAACAUGGAAGGUGUAGAUUCUGAAGUACAAGUGACUAUAAACAGACCAAAACGAAUCAUUCACUUCAGCGAUGGGGUUGAAGAAGAAAUCGAGGAGGAAAAGGUGAAUGAGUUGCAAAGUGCUCCUGAAACUGAACAAAGCGUAGAUCCAAAAAAUCUAUCGUGGGGCCCAUGGCUUUCACAUUAUGCUUUGAAAUCUGGCUCAUCAGUCCUCUAUGCAGUUGAUUAUGCUGGCGAGUCACUGGCCACUUUCUUUGGCAUCACCACUCCUAAAUACCAAAUAGAAAUAGAUGAAUAUGAGCGAAUACAAGAAGAGAAACGGAAGUUGGAAGAGGAGUCUGCUGGGUGGGUGCCAAGGAAUGUAGAGGGGGAAAUACCUUUAGUUAUGAGUGAACCGUUAAAAAAAGAACCUGAACAGGUUUGAUUGAAGAUGUAUAUACAUCUUUGGACUAUUUGAUGGACUUUGUUCUUGGUGCUAACUUAGUUGUACACAAAAAAUUGAAUAAUAUUCAAAAGGCUGGCAUGAUUUUAGUUCUUCUUUCGUUACGUUGACUAAAAAUAUUUAUUAAGUACUGUAUGCGACAGGUUAAGAAUAUAGAACUAAAUUAGCACCAUGUUUAAGAAUGAAAACUAACUAAAACUAAAUUAUUGUAUUUUAAAAUUUGUAAUUGUAAAUCUUUCACUUUGCAUGGCAAUGUCCACUGCAAAUUGCAACCUAAAUAAUAAUUCUAUUAUUAGUAUGUAUCAAUCAACAAAUACCAUACUGCAAUAUGUGUAUUAAGCAAAUAAAUCAGUAUUAGUAAUCCUUUGUAAUUUGAUAAGUUUUGUAAAAUUUUCAAAAAAAAAAAAAAAUGUUUACCUAUUUACGAUAUUUGAGCUACUAUAAUUUUAAAAUUUGUACAGGACUUUAAAUAAAUGAGUCUACUUAUGGUUUAAAAAAUGUUGAAGUAGUCUUAUUUAAAAAUAAUAAAAUUUUAACUAUUUAUUGUAAUUAUUGUAUUAAUUUUAACUACCUAAUCAUUUUUAUGUUUACUGCUUGAGUUUUAUGUACCUUGAGUUUAAAUUAUGAAUAAUUUAACUAAAUAAAUGUAGUAACCUUUUAACUUAUGUAUAUUAAUUAUGUUUUGGUUCUAGCUGGGCAUGUGUUUAUUCCUUGAUGAUGACAAAUAACUGGGUUGAUCUUAUGAUGAUAUUUGCUUAAGUUCAGUUAGUAAUAAUAAAUAAUAAUCAUUA